Messenger RNA from Ostrea edulis (European flat oyster), 3800 nucleotides. RefSeq lists its product as uncharacterized. The record is from RefSeq and is a predicted model, not a curated record. The transcript has 7 exons. Lineage: Eukaryota; Metazoa; Mollusca; Bivalvia; Ostreida; Ostreidae. Bases 1151 to 3256 code for a protein of 701 amino acids.
GUGAACCGUCCCAGCUUGUGUCGUUAGAAGUGGCCAGAAUAAAACAAAGGGGAUACCUUGAUGAAGUAUAUUUUUGGCCAGCUAUCCAGCUUAACUUUACAGUACCGAAGGCUACAACGGAGAAGCUGUUUUGACAGGAGAAGACAGUCGCCAAGCAGCGUUAUAAACUAGAGAUAUCCUUACUACCAGAACAAAAUAAACAUGUACAGGGGACCAGAUUAUAUAUUACAUCAGCAAACAUCGAUUAAGUGAUGAGGGGGGGGGGGGGGUGUUGUUGUUGUCAAGAAAUGAGUCUGUAGAAUUCCGUAGCUUAAAUAGUCAAAAUUCCUAUUCAGUGAUGGAGUACACACCACGUGUUGAUGUUUUUAGGCUGUUCCGAGUCAAUUAAAUGGUUACGCCGUGACUUGGUCGUCGGUCGAGCGUUCGAUUUGUUACUGGAGGGAGACACCAUGGGCUAAUUCGUACCAUGGUGUAAAAAUAGGCAGUGACUGCGCUUUUGUCAAAUGCUCAGUAUUUGGAAAUAAGAGUUUGGGGUCUUUCGGAUGAAACAUUUAAUAUUGAGGCUCCUGACACGACAAAGGUUGAAAUGUUGAAUGUCCUUCUCUGUUAUGGCUACACAUGUUAACGCUAAGCUUAGGUCUGCUGAUUCACCAGCAUCGGGUGACGUCUUAAUAUGAGUGAAAUAUUCUGGAAGUGACGUAAAACAAACCAACUGAAUAAUCUACGAAUUCAAUCAAUCUUACACAUUAUGUACGUAUAUAUACAUCAAUAUUACAUGCGCCUAUUGUUGUUUAUUUCUUCAGUACACCAAUUAAAAUAGACCUUUAAAUGAUUAUUAUAAACCUAUAACCAAAGUCAAUUAACCAUGUAGGCUGAUCAGUGAGAUAAUUUGGUUUCCACGAAAAGAAAGUUUAUCAGUUUUUACAUACCCGGAUGAAGAGUCUAUGUACUUAGAUGAAUGGUAAUGGUAUCCCCGGUGUGGUUAAGAUUGAUAACCAUAGUUGUCAGUGGUAGUAAGGAUAUUUCUCAGUCACCACUCAUCAUUAAGUAUAAUACAUUCUACUAAAGCAGGCCUGUGCUUUGACUGUCUGUUUAUACAUGUACUAUAGAUACCGGUGGAAUUUCCUUGACCUUUAGCAGUGAUUCACAAAUGACCAAUGGAGACUCCAAUUUUGAUACGCGGUAUAGACUGUUGGAUUUUUCUAACUACAGUUAUUCAAGUCCUGAUAAUGAUAAAACAUAUCAGAGAAUUCUGAGUUUUCCGUGUUUCAUCGGAUUCCAACGCGACCGCUGUCAACCCGACAAUUACAAAGUGUACAAGUUAACGAUGAAAUCGUUUUCCAAAUUCAAAACCAACGAAGGAAGAACACCAUUUACCGAAUUAUCCUACAACAUCACGAUAUACAAUUAUUAUGUUUAUCAUCCGGACAAGUGGAAAUCCACCAUCGCUGUUGCUUUCUUUCCUGGAGAAAAAGACGUGACGUUUUUGUUUGACCCAGCACCAGUAUCAGUGAAGUUUUAUAACGUUUCGUUGUUUAACGUUAAUGACAAUACAACCUACAGGCAUCAGAAUAUUGGACAGUUAACUAAACAUUGUUUUAAGGAUGUAAUGGACGGCACGUAUCAUAUCACAAUAAUGGUGGAAAGUGAUAGCGACAAAUGUACAGACAGCUGUAGUAUCACGAAGUCUCACGUAUUCACUGUAGGCAAUCCCAAACCAAUGCAAAGCGCAGUAACAGACGGAGAAGAAGUGGAUGCUACGAUCGUUGACGUGAAGCUGGUGUCUCUGGCGGUGGGGGGAGGGGUGGCCCUGGCUUUCACGUUACUGGCCACCCUCUGUUACCUUCGCUGGAAGAACCGCACAAAGAUGAAGGAUGCAGAGGUGCCUUCACGUCCGAAAGUUCUUUUGAUAUACUCCAACAUUAGAAGAGAAAACGCAAAUCUUGCUAAAGAGUUUGCGAAUAUUAGCAAAGAAGAGCUCCACAUAGAUCUGAUUUAUGAUAAACUUGUACAUGAAAUACCUAGAAUAUCAGCGGCGGGAUAUGGAUCAUGGUACAACAAAAAACUAGAGGAGUCAUCAGCGGCCAUCAUUUUGUGGACCCCGGGGUCCGAUGUGAAAGAAAGGGUAGAUGAUGACUCAUGUAACGCGUUUAAUACUGGUGUAACACUAGCAUUGAAUUCAAAAACCAACGACGAUAAAAAAUUAAUGUGUAUUUAUUUUGAUAAGUCGCAUAAAAGAACGAUACCAAGGGAUAUUCAGAAGGAGGUGCGAGUGUUUGCUUUUCCCGCGAAAUCUUCUCAAUUGUCUGCUUUUCUGCAUGGAAAAAGGAAGGUACCAAAGCAUGCUGUUAGUAGAUAUACAAGACUAGAGGAAGCCAUAUUAGCAGUAAACCAAAAUAAUUCAAAUAAUGAAACCGUCGUACAAUCUUCACGAGAAGAAACGACACUACAUGUAGAGAGGACAGAAGAUAUAUCCGAGGAGACAUUAGACGAAGAAAUUUCAGAGUUGAAAGAAGAGUUUCUACGGAAAAAUACAGGUAAUCUCAGUCAUUCCAGCAAUAGUUCUGCAUCAACUGCAGAAAAUCCCAUUUAUAAUCCUAGUUGUCCUAUACACGGACAUAAGCUGACUAAACACCAGGGAAAUACGUCAAUCCAAUCUCGGACACAACCUGAAAGAUUUUCCGCAAGAGUUCAUAAAAACCACCCUGCUGAUCAUUUUGGAGAGCAAGGGCGCGUACAGUCUUGCCAACAUCCAUUCCCUCAUGAUUAUCCCAUGCAUAUCGUAAAUUCAUUUCCUUGUCAUGAGCGAGAUCGUAGGUUCGCCAUAUUCGACGAAGGAGAAGAGCCUGAUGAGUACCAAGCGCUUAUGAAUGACAGUCAUGAACAUCACAAUAACAAUAUUCUUCAUAAUAUCCAUGAUAUACAUCCUGACACGUUGUUGAGACAGAACAUUGCUGGUGAAGAAUUUAGCCAUCCUUCAUCUAGGAACAUUGAAUCGUCCUUCAGAAGGCAUGGGAAUGAUUACAGACGUAGAAGCGAUUCAUUGCAACGUUAUAAUGAAUACUGCGAUACCGUCUCUGAACAUACCCCUUUGAAACACCCAACAUUCUAUUUAGAAGACGACGGUAUUUCGCUACAACCUUCACUGAAAUCCGGAUCUUUGCAAAGUAUGGAAUCCAACUGCACAAACUACUCUAAGAGAAGUGACAGUAUUAGUAGCUUGGAAUUGAAGUUGUCCCUCCAGAAAUUCAUUUAAGCGUGCGAACUUACUAAGUGAUUAGACUUGUGUUUUUUUCCUGAGAAGUAGCGGAAGGAUCGAUGCAAUCAAUUGAACAAUUCGCAAAGCGUCAGUAAAACCAUCACAUAUCUGUCAUUUCUCUGCAUAGAACACUAAAACACAAUUGAUUAAUUCCAUUGCACAGUUACGGUAUAAUUUUGCUUUAGAUCCGUUCCUGGUUGUCUUCACAGUUUCUUGUCGGAAUCAAUUCACGGGUAUUCAUGUCCAUACUAAUGCAAUUUUACAACAAAGUUACAUUCACACCAUUUUUAAUUUAGCAUUGUGGUUUUACGGUGAUAGAUUAAACUGCAGCGAAAAUGAGGGUUUAUACAAUAGUACUGUGUGCAAUGGUUAAAAAUCAGUACAUUCAUACUUUUGAUCAAUGGUCCCCUGGCUUUACUAACAAUCUGCACGAUUUAAAAUCCGAAAACUACUAGUAUAUCGUCAAUAUUUGGUAUAUUUCUUGUUUGCAAUAUGUUUUUUAUGUUUAAUAUGCAUUUUAUUAAAGGGUAUCAAUGAAAUG